This is a messenger RNA of Amphibalanus amphitrite, 7781 nucleotides long. It is a transcript of the gene Prp8, whose product is annotated as pre-mRNA-processing-splicing factor 8. Gene Ontology annotation, cellular component: U5 snRNP; catalytic step 2 spliceosome. Gene Ontology annotation, molecular function: metallopeptidase activity; U1 snRNA binding; pre-mRNA intronic binding. The record is from RefSeq and is a predicted model, not a curated record. Gene Ontology annotation, biological process: spliceosomal tri-snRNP complex assembly; mRNA splicing, via spliceosome. NCBI's taxonomy places the organism in Eukaryota, Metazoa, Arthropoda, Thecostraca, Balanomorpha, Balanidae. Bases 255 to 7349 code for a protein of 2364 amino acids. The transcript has 29 exons.
AACGUGCAAAACAUGCGUCACUUUGACUGAAGCACGCUCUUUGCUGAAUGAGUUUUGUGUGACCGGUUGGAAUUUAAGUCAAUUUCACGUGAAUUUAAUUCACGUUGUUCACGUGCCUGAUUUAAGUGCUAUAUUCUUGAUAUGAACCACUUGAUUUACUUUUGACUUGGGGAAGACAUGCCAUAAUUUUCUUCUACAUCAUAUUCAGUCGCAUCCCAUUGUGCGUGUGAGCGAGUGAGCACAGCUCGGUGGCCAUGGCGCUGCCGCCGUACCUGAUCCCGGGCAACCCGUGGGCGGCGGUGCUGGCGCAGCAGCAGGCGCAGCUGGCGCAGCACCAGCACCACGCCGCCCAGCAGCAGGCCCAGCUGGCCCAGCAGCAGGCGCAGGCCCAGCGGCAGGCGCAGCUCGACAAAAUCACAGAGGAGAAACUGCAGGAAAAGGCGCGCAAGUGGCAGCAGCUGCAGAGUAAGCGCUAUGCCGAGAAGCGUAAGUUCGGCUUCGUGGACGCGCAGAAGGAGGAGAUGCCUCCGGAGCACCUGCGGAAAAUCAUCCGCGACCACGGGGACAUGAGCAGCAGGAAGUACCGGCACGACAAGCGCGUCUACCUCGGUGCGCUCAAGUACAUGCCGCACGCGAUCCUGAAGCUGCUGGAGAACAUGCCGAUGCCGUGGGAGCAGAUCCGCGACUGCCGCGUCCUCUACCACAUCACCGGGGCCAUCACCUUCGUCGACGAGAUCCCCUGGGUCAUCGAGCCAGUGUACAUCGCCCAGUGGGGCACGAUGUGGAUCAUGAUGCGUCGCGAGAAGCGCGACCGUCGCCACUUCAAGCGGAUGCGUUUCCCGCCGUUCGACGACGAGGAGCCGCCGCUGGACUACGCCGAGAACGUCCUGGACGUGGAGCCUCUGGAGGCGAUCCAGAUCGAGCUGAGCGAGGAGGAGGACAGCGCCGUCAGCCAGUGGUUCUAUGACGGAAAGCCGCUCGUCGACACAAAGCACGUGAACGGCUCGACGUACCGUCGGUGGCAGCUGAGUCUGCCGCAGAUGGCCACCCUGUACCGGCUGGCCAAUCAGCUGCUCACAGACCUGGUCGACGACAACUACUUCUACCUCUUCGACCUCAAGUCCUUCUUCACCGCCAAGGCGCUCAACAUGGCCAUCCCGGGCGGACCCAAGUUCGAGCCGCUCAUCAAGGACACCAAUCUCGGUGACGAGGACUGGAACGAGUUCAACGACAUCAACAAGAUCAUCAUCCGUCAGCCGAUCCGGACCGAGUACCGCAUCGCCUUCCCCUACCUGUACAACAACAUGCCGCAGUUCGUCCACCUCUCGUGGUACCACACGCCGAACGUGGUGUUUAUCAAGACGGAGGACCCGGACCUGCCGGCCUUCUACUUUGACCCGCUGGUGAACCCCAUCUCUCACCGGCACGCCGUCAAGCACGAGGAGGACCUGCCGGAGGACGAGGAGGAGUUCGAGCUGCCCGACUACGUGCAGCCGUUCCUGCAGGACUCGCCGCUCUACUCGGACAACACGGCCAACGGCAUCGCGCUGCUCUGGGCGCCGCGCCCCUUCUGCCUGCGCUCGGGACGCACGCGCCGCGCCCUGGACGUGCCCAUCGUCAAGUCGUGGUACCGCGAACACUGCCCGGCCGGCCAGCCGGUGAAGGUACGCGUCAGCUACCAGAAGCUGCUCAAGUACUACGUGCUGAACGCGCUCAAGCACAAACCACCCAAGCCGCAGAAGAAGCGCUACCUGUUCCGCAGCUUCAAGGCCACCAAGUUCUUCCAGCUGACGUCGCUGGACUGGGUGGAGGCGGGCCUGCAGGUCUGCAGACAGGGCUACAACAUGCUCAACCUGCUGAUCCACCGCAAAAACCUCAACUACCUGCAUCUCGACUACAACUUCAACCUCAAGCCUGUCAAGACGCUCACUACCAAGGAGCGAAAGAAGAGCAGGUUCGGAAACGCGUUCCAUCUGUGCCGUGAGAUCCUGCGGCUCACCAAGCUGAUCGUGGACGCGCACGUGCAGUACCGGCUCAACAACGUGGACGCCUUCCAGCUGGCCGACGGCCUGCAGUACAUCUUCGCGCACGUCGGUCAGCUCACGGGCAUGUACCGCUACAAGUACAAGCUGAUGAAGCAGAUCCGCAUGUGCAAGGACCUCAAGCACCUCAUCUACUACCGCUUCAACACGGGUCCGGUGGGCAAGGGUCCCGGGUGCGGCGUGUGGGCGCCCGGCUGGCGCGUCUGGCUCUUCUUCCUGCGCGGCAUCACGCCCCUGCUGGAGCGCUGGCUGGGCAACCUGCUCAGCAGGCAGUUCGAGGGACGACACUCCAAGGGAGUGGCCAAGACGGUGACGAAGCAGCGCGUCGAGUCCCACUUUGACCUGGAGCUGCGUGCCUCCGUGAUGCACGACAUCCUGGACAUGAUGCCCGAGGGCAUCAAGCAGAACAAGGCGCGCACCAUCCUGCAGCACCUGAGCGAGGCGUGGCGCUGCUGGAAGGCCAACAUCCCCUGGAAAGUGCCUGGCCUGCCGACGCCGGUCGAGAACAUGAUCCUGCGGUACGUGAAGAUGAAGGCCGACUGGUGGACGAACACGGCGCACUACAACCGCGAGCGGAUCCGGCGCGGCGCCACCGUCGACAAGACCGUCUGCAAGAAGAACCUGGGCCGCCUGACGCGACUGUACCUGAAGGCCGAACAGGAGAGGCAGCACAACUACCUCAAGGACGGUCCGUACAUCUCGCCCGAGGAGGCGGUGGCCAUCUACACAACCACCGUGCACUGGCUCGAGUCGCGCCGGUUCGCGCCCAUCCCGUUCCCGCCGCUCAGCUACAAGCACGACACCAAGCUGCUGAUCCUGGCGCUGGAGCGACUCAAGGAGGCCUACAGCGUCAAGUCGCGCCUGAACCAGUCGCAGCGCGAGGAGCUGGGCCUGAUCGAGCAGGCCUACGACAACCCGCACGAGGCGCUGUCGCGCAUCAAACGUCACCUGCUGACCCAGCGCGCCUUCAAGGAGAUCGGUAUCGAGUUCAUGGACCUGUACAGCCACCUGGUGCCCGUGUACCACGAUGUGGAGCCGCUGGAGAAAAUCACGGACGCCUACCUGGACCAGUAUCUGUGGUACGAGGCCGACAAGCGCCGCCUCUUCCCGCCCUGGAUCAAACCGGCCGACACCGAGCCGCCGCCACUUCUCGUCUACAAGUGGUGCCAAGGCGUGAACAACCUGCAGGACGUGUGGGACACGGCCGAGGGAGAGUGCAACGUCAUGCUCGAGUCCAAGUUCAACAAGCUCUACGAGAAGAUCGACCUGACGCUGCUGAACCGGCUGCUGCGGCUCAUCGUCGACCACAACAUCGCCGACUACAUGACGGCCAAGAACAACGUCCUCAUCAACUACAAGGACAUGAACCACACGAACUCGUACGGCAUCAUCCGCGGCCUGCAGUUCGCCUCGUUCAUCGUGCAGUACUACGGUCUGGUGCUGGACCUGCUGGUGCUGGGUCUGCAGCGCGCCUCCGAGAUGGCCGGCCCGCCGCAGCUGCCCAACGACUUCCUCAGCUACCAGGACACGGUGACCGAGGUGGCCCACCCCAUCCGGCUCUACUGCCGCUACGUCGACCGCAUCCACAUCUUCUUCCGCUUCACCGCCGAGGAGGCGCGCGACCUCAUCCAGAGGUACCUGACCGAGCACCCUGACCCCAACAACGAGAACAUCGUGGGCUACAACAACAAAAAGUGCUGGCCGCGUGACUCCCGGAUGCGUCUGAUGAAGCACGACGUGAAUCUGGGCCGCGCCGUGUUCUGGGACAUAAAGUCGCGGCUGCCGCGCUCCGUCACCACCAUCCACUGGGAGGACAGCUUCGUCAGCGUCUACAGCAAGGACAACCCCAACCAGCUCUUCAACAUGGCCGGCUUCGAGUGCCGCAUCCUGCCCAAGUGCCGGACCACCAACGAGGAGCUGAAGCACCGCGACGGCGUGUGGAACCUGCAGCACGAGCUGACCAAGGAGCGCACGGCCCAGUGCUUCCUGCGCGUCGACGACGAGUCGAUGCAGCGCUUCCACAACCGCGUCCGACAGAUCCUCAUGGCGUCCGGAUCGACCACGUUCACCAAGAUCGUGAACAAGUGGAACACGGCGCUGAUCGGCCUGAUGACCUACUUCCGCGAGGCGGUGGUCAACACCCAGGAGCUGCUCGACCUGCUGGUCAAGUGCGAGAACAAGAUCCAGACGCGCAUCAAGAUCGGCCUCAACUCCAAGAUGCCCUCCCGGUUCCCGCCGGUGGUGUUCUACACGCCCAAGGAGCUGGGCGGCCUGGGCAUGCUCAGCAUGGGCCACGUGCUGAUCCCGCAGUCGGACCUGCGCUGGUCCAAACAGACGGACGUCGGCAUCACCCACUUCCGCUCGGGCAUGUCGCACGACGAGGACCAGCUGAUCCCCAACCUGUACCGCUACGUGCAGCCCUGGGAGUCCGAGUUCAUCGACUCGCAGCGCGUCUGGGCCGAGUACGCGCUCAAACGCCAGGAGGCCAACGCACAGAAUCGGCGGCUCACGCUCGAGGACCUGGAGGACUCGUGGGACCGCGGCAUCCCGCGCAUCAACACCCUCUUCCAGAAGGACCGGCACACGCUGGCCUACGACAAGGGCUGGCGCGUACGCACCGAGUUCAAGAUGUACCAGGUGCUGAAGCAGAACCCGUUCUGGUGGACGCACCAGCGCCACGACGGCAAGCUGUGGAACCUCAACAACUACCGCACAGACAUGAUCCAGGCCCUGGGCGGCGUGGAGGGUAUCCUGGAGCACACGCUCUUCAAGGGCACCUACUUCCCCACGUGGGAGGGCCUCUUCUGGGAGAAGGCCAGCGGCUUCGAGGAGUCGAUGAAGUACAAGAAGCUGACGAUGGCGCAGCGCUCCGGUCUCAACCAGAUCCCCAACCGGCGCUUCACGCUCUGGUGGUCGCCCACCAUCAACCGCGCCAACGUCUACGUCGGCUUCCAGGUGCAGCUCGACCUGACGGGCAUCUUCAUGCACGGCAAGAUCCCCACGCUGAAGAUCUCGCUGAUCCAGAUCUUCCGCGCCCAUCUGUGGCAGAAGGUGCACGAGUCGGUGGUGAUGGACCUGUGCCAGGUGUUCGACCAGGAGCUGGACGCCCUGGAGAUCGAGACCGUCCAGAAGGAGACCAUCCACCCGCGCAAGUCGUACAAGAUGAACUCGUCGUGCGCCGACAUGCUACUGUUCGCCGCCUACAAGUGGAACGUGUCGCGCCCGUCGCUGCUGGCCGACAGCAAGGACACCAUGGACAACACGACCACGCAAAAGUACUGGAUCGACGUGCAGCUGCGCUGGGGCGACUACGACUCGCACGACAUCGAGCGGUACGCGCGCGCCAAGUUCCUCGACUACACCACCGACAACAUGUCCAUCUACCCGUCCCCGACCGGGCUGCUGAUCGCCAUCGACCUGGCCUACAACCUGCACAGCGCCUACGGCAACUGGUUCCCGGGCAGCAAGCCGCUCAUCCAGCAGGCCAUGGCCAAGAUCAUGAAGGCCAACCCGGCUCUGUACGUGCUGCGCGAGCGGAUCAGGAAGGGCCUCCAGCUGUACAGUUCGGAGCCCACCGAACCCUACCUGAGCUCGCAGAACUACGGCGAGCUCUUCAGCAACCAGAUCAUCUGGUUCGUGGACGACACGAACGUGUACCGCGUCACCAUCCACAAGACGUUCGAGGGCAACCUGACCACCAAGCCCAUCAACGGCGCCAUCUUCAUCUUCAACCCGCGCACCGGCCAGCUCUUCCUCAAGAUCAUCCACACCUCCGUCUGGGCGGGUCAGAAGCGUCUGGGCCAGCUGGCCAAGUGGAAGACCGCCGAGGAGGUGGCCGCGCUCAUUCGCUCGCUGCCCGUCGAGGAGCAGCCCAAACAGAUCAUCGUCACCAGGAAGGGCAUGCUGGACCCGCUCGAGGUGCAUCUGCUCGACUUCCCCAAUAUCGUCAUCAAGGGCUCGGAGCUGCAGCUGCCCUUCCAGGCCUGCCUCAAGGUGGAGAAGUUCGGCGACCUGAUCCUCAAGGCCACCGAGCCGCAGAUGGUGCUCUUCAACCUGUACGACGACUGGCUCAAGACCAUCAGCUCGUACACGGCCUUCUCGCGUCUGAUCCUGAUCCUGCGCGCGCUGCACGUCAACAACGAUCGCACCAAGGUGAUCCUCAAACCGGACAAGACCACCAUCACCGAGCCGCACCACAUCUGGCCCAGCCUCUCCGACGACGAGUGGGUCAAGGUGGAGGUGCAGCUCAAGGACCUCAUCCUGGCCGACUACGGAAAGAAGAACAACGUCAACGUGGCGUCGCUGACGCAGUCGGAGAUCCGCGACAUCAUCCUGGGCAUGGAGAUCAGCGCGCCGUCCCAGCAGCGGCAGCAGAUCGCCGAGAUCGAGAAGCAGACCAAGGAGCAGAGCCAGCUGACCGCCACCACCACGCGCACGGUCAACAAGCACGGCGACGAGAUCAUCACCAGCACCACCUCCAACUACGAGUCCAACACGUUCAACUCCAAGACGGAGUGGCGCGUGCGGGCCAUCUCGGCCACCAAUCUGCACCUGCGCACCAACCAUAUCUACGUCAGCUCGGACGACAUCAAGGAGGCCGGCUACACCUACAUCCUGCCCAAGAACAUCCUCAAGAAGUUCAUCGUCAUCUCUGACCUGCGCGCCCAGAUUGCCGGCUACCUGUACGGCGUGUCGCCGUCGGACAACCCUCAGGUGAAGGAGAUCCGCUGUAUCGUCAUGGCGCCGCAGUGGGGCACCCACCAGACGGUGCACCUGCCGUCGGCGCUGCCGCAGCACGAGUACCUCAAGGACAUGGAGCCGCUCGGCUGGAUGCACACGCAGCCCAACGAGCUGCCGCAGCUCAGCCCGCAGGACAUCACCACGCACGCCAAGGUGAUGUCGGAACACUCGAGCUGGGACGGCGAGAAGACGGUGGUGAUCACGUGCAGCUUCACGCCCGGCUCGUGCUCGCUGACCGCCUACAAGCUGACGCCGAGCGGCUUCGAGUGGGGCCGCCAGAACACGGACCGCGGCAACAACCCCAAGGGCUACCUGCCCUCACACUACGAGCGCGUCCAGAUGCUGCUCUCCGACCGCUUCCUCGGCUUCUUCAUGGUGCCGGCGCAGGGCAGCUGGAACUACAACUUCAUGGGCGUGCGCCACGACCCGAGCAUGAAGUACGAGCUGACGCUGGCCAACCCGAAGGAGUUCUACCACGAGGUGCACCGGCCGUCGCACUUCCUCAACUUCGCCUCUCUGGAGGAGGGCGAGACGGCAGGCGCCGACCGCGAGGACGUGUACGCCUGAGCGGGCGCUCCGUCCCACCGCGGUGCGCGCGGAACUGUGUGUGCGGUCGGGGCGGCGUCUGCCGGCGUCAGAGGGAGGCCGGACCGCCAGUGGACCCGAGCGGCGCCGCACUGCUGUGAGCUGGUAUGUGACUGUGAGACGGUGUGACUGUGGUGUCCGAUCGACUGUGACUGUGAGGCGCGGUCCGGCUCUGCAGACACGCGAUCGGAGCGUCCCGGUGCUAUGGUGUGUGUCUGUGUGCCCGAUAUCACUCCCGUCGGUCCCGGGGUGACCGGACUGGAGCUGUCUAGAAUGACGAGUCUCUCACUUUCCCGAGACCAGCCGUGCGGCCGCCGCCGGCUCUCAUCACUUCACAGAAGUAUGUGGCGUUUUUGUCGCUUUUCAGGAGAGAGACAGAUAAGCUGAAUACAUCGUCGUACAGACCAUAUUUUA